Melopsittacus undulatus (budgerigar) is the source of this 3067-nucleotide messenger RNA. RefSeq names its product proline, glutamate and leucine rich protein 1 (gene PELP1). Gene Ontology annotation, cellular component: nucleus. The record is from RefSeq and is a predicted model, not a curated record. Lineage: Eukaryota; Metazoa; Chordata; Aves; Psittaciformes; Psittaculidae. Gene Ontology annotation, biological process: rRNA processing.
GCCCCCCGGCGCUCCCUGACGUCAUCGCGCAGCGCCGGCAGCAUGGCGGCGGGGUGCGCGGCGCUGUUGGAGGCCCUGAGCGCGCUCCCGCCCGCCCGGGGCGCGCUCCCGAGGCUGGUGCGGGGGCUGCGGGACAGCGCCGGGACACAGAGCGCUCAGGCCAUUGGUGGCCUCGUGGGGGUCACCAGCGCCCGGCUCAGCUCCAUGAAGACCCGCUUCGAGGGGCUCUGCCUCCUGUCCCUGCUGGUGAGUGAGAGCCCCACAGAGCCCUUCACCCAGCACUGCCUGGGCUGGCUGCGGGCGCUGCAGCACCUCCUGCAGUCCCAGGACCCUGCCCCCACCAUGGCUCUGGGGGUGCUGGUGCUGCGGGAGCUGCUCCGGUUCUCAUCCCAACUGCCGGAGCUGGCGCGAGACAUUGGCACGGAUCACAUCCCGGGAAUGCUGACCUCCCUGCUGGCGCUGCGGCCCGAGUGCGAGGUGUCCACGCUGGAAGGCAUCAAGGCCUGUAUGAGCUUCUACCCCCGGGCCUGCGGCUCCAUGCGGGGAAAACUGGCUGCCUAUUUCCUGGCUCGCAUCGACUCCGACUCCCCCCAAGUGCAACAGCUGGCGUGCGAGUGCUACGCGCUGGUGCCAGCGCUGGGCCGCGGCUUCGCGCAGGGGCUGCGCCACACUGAGGCCUGGCAGCAGGAGCUGCAGGGGCUGCUGGCAACACUGCACGCGCUGCUGGGGGAGCUGUUCGAGGGCUGCGAGAGCGAGCCGCUGCCCUAUGAGGGGCCGGGGGUGGAGCUUCUGCUCCCGGCCCCCCCCGACGGUGACCCCAGUAUCAGCCUCACCCUGCACAAGCGCUGCUCGGGGCUGGCGCGGGUGCUGCAGCUGCUGCUCAGCAAGGAGUUCGUGGCCCCGGUGACGGUUCCGGUUCAGGACAUCCUGGACCUCGUGUGCCGAGCGCUGAGCAUCACCCCCAAAACCAUCAACGCGGCUGGGGAUGGAGCCUUGAGGCUGCUGCUGCUGCCUGCAGUGCACUUGGAUGCAUUGGAUGUGCUGGAGGCGCUGGUGCUGGCCUGUGGUGCGCGCCUGGUGCGCUGGGGCAGUGCCUUGGCCCGGCUGUUCCCUCAGGUGCUGAGCGCCUGGAGCGGCGCCCGGGAGGCGCUGCCGGGCCAGGAGAAACCAUUCGGAGAGGUCCGGGCCCGGCUGUACCACGUGAUGGAGCUGUGGGCGCAGGUGGGCGGGGCCUCGUGCGGGCUCCUGCAGCAGCCGGGGGCGGCCACGGAGGCGCUGCUGAGUCACGUGAUGGGGGACAUCGCCCCCCCCUGCGACAGCCUGAGGCUCAAGGCCGAGGCCAAGCCCAGCGCCCCCAAGCGCCCCAAACUGGGGGGGGGCCCGGAUGGGGACCCCCCCCCCCUGCACCGCAAGCAGGAGCCGGCAGCCAAUAGUGAUGUCUGCAGGGCUGCCCUUAAAGCGCUGCGUCGGAUCAUCCUGACCGGGGGGUCAUUGAUAAAGGAGGACAUCCAUAGGAGGCUGCAGGAGCUGCUGGUGCCGCUGGUGCUGAGCGUCCCCUCGGCCUGCUCCACUUCCGGCUCCCCGUACGCGAGCGCCCCCUGCAGGGAGGCUCUGUACCACCUCCUGCUCGCGCUCGUGCUCGUGCCCGCGCCCGCCGCGCCCCCCCCCCUGCACUGCGCGAUCCAGGCCUUCACUAUGGGGCAGAGGGACCCUGCCCUGCAGGUCUCCUCCGCCUGCACCGAAGCCCUCAUCAUCACCAACGCCCUCGUGCGCCCAUGGGUGCCCCCCCUGCGCGCCCCCAUCUUCAUCCACUACGAACGGGAGGAGGCUUCGGACGUGGAGAUCUCCCUGGAGAGUGACUCUGAUGACAGCGUCGUCAUCGUCCCCAAGCGGGGGGGGCCCCCCCUCCCCUCCCCCCCCCCCCUGCCCCCUCCCCCUCCCCCACCCCCUCCCCCACCCCCCGGACUCCCUCCUCUUCCUCCCAUCCCCCCACUGGGGCAAGCAGGGGAUGAGGUUGCCCCUCCCCCACCGCCUCCUCCCCCCCCUCCCCCUCCUCCUCUUCCUCCUGCACCCCCUUUGUCGUCUUCCUCCCCUCCCCCUCCUUCCUCAUCGUCGCCCCCCCCACCCCCUCUUCCUCUUCCUGCGCCCCCCCCGGAAGUGGAAAUGGACCCGGCCGUCAUUAACAUCAAUAGCAGCGAGGAGGAAGAGGAGGAGGAGUUUGGGGAGGAAGAGGAGGAAGAGGAGGAGGAAGAGGAGUUCUAUGAGGAGGAGGAGGAAGAGGAGGACUAUGAGGAGGAGGAGGAGUACGAGGAAGAGGAGGAGUAUGAGGAAGGGCUGUCGGAAGAGGAGGAAGAGGAAGAGGAAGAGGAAGGCAACCCCCCCCCCCUCCCCCCCCCAGGAUACGGGGGCUCUGCUGAUGGAGGUGGAGGAUGCUCAGAGCGCUGCCCCCCCCCACGGGGAGGAGGAGGAAGGAGCCCCCCCCGAGCCCAUCGCCAUGGAAACGGGAAGGGAGGAGGAAGAGGAAGAGGAAAAGGGGCGUGGCCUGAACCACGCCCCGCCCCCUCCGCUCCUGGCCCCGCCCCCUGCGCUCCUGGCCACGCCCCCUGCGCUCCUGGCCCCGCCCACGCCCUCGCAGGGGGAGGGGCUGCCGAGUCCGCCAGGGGGCGCUGAGGAGCCACAGGCCACGCCCCCUCCGCCCCCCCCUCCCCCUGCGGGGGUGGGAGGGGCCAGGGUGGGGGGGGCGGGGCAAGAGGAGGAGGAAGAGGAGGAGACACCCCCGGGGAAGGGAGAGGAGCUGGACGCAGCCGCCUCCAUGUUGGCCGAUUUCAUUGACUGCCCCCCCGACGAGGACAAAGGCCCCGAACCUGCCCCGUGACCCCCCGGACCCCAAAAACCCCCUUUUUUACCCCAAAAACCCCCACUUUAACCCCCCCAAACCCUUUUUUAACUCCCUAAACCCCCUUUAACCCCCCAAAAACCCCUUUUUUAGCCCCAAAACCCCAUUUAACUCCCACAAAACUCACUUUAACCCCCCAAAACCUCACUUUUUACCCCCAAAACCUCCUUU